GACUUCCGUCAUGCCUGUGUUGUUCGCAUGCCACCCGGGGCCGUCGCUGGAGCACACUCCGAAACGGCGAGCAGUUGCGAAGAUGGCGCUGUCUGGGAAACAUAGACUGUGGACCCUUUGGUUGUGCUUCGUCCUUGCGGCGCCGGCGCAAAGCUGCGUGGUCAUAGCUCCGAAACAAGUAAGACCUGGAGUGGAAGAGACCAUUGUGAUCUCUAACUUGGAGACACCGAGCGACGUGACCUUGAUCCUCCAGGAUUAUCCGAAGAAGGAGAGCACAAUGUUCCAGCGCACCUUCGAAGUCAGCAAAGCAAUAGACAUGGUGCACGUUUUCAUCGACCCGGAGAAGCUGUAUGCCGACAAACUUCGCCGAGGCCGUCGUGUUUACGUGACCUUGACAACCGUGUGUGGUCAGGCUUUCAGCAAGGAGGUCAUCCUACCUGUGAAGCGCAGCAGCGGAUACCUGUUUUUGCAGAGCGACAAGCCCAUCUAUACUCCCAGGCAGACAGUUAACCUGCGGAUGAUCGCCGUGGGGGAGGAUCUGGUUCCAACAGCAGGUGAAAUCAAGCUGGAAAUAAAGAACCCGAAAGGGGUGCUGGCACACGAGGCAACGCUGAGUGCCACGAACAACACAACAGCGACAGGCAUGUUCAGUCACUCUUAUUCCUUCCCGGCCUCGCCAGUUCUCGGUGUGUGGAAUGCCAUCGUCAGUUACGGAUUCCAUUUCACCCAGAAGACCAACAUCACUUUUGAGCUUAAAGAGUAUGUGCCACCAUCGUUCUCGGCAAGAAUAAUGGCGCCCGGCGUCAUUCUACCUGACAGGAAUGUGAUAGUCACUGUUGAAGCCAAGUACCCGUACGGAAGACCAGUUCAGGGUUUAGUUAUCUGCAAAUUUAAAACCAGGAAUGCCAACACCGGCCAAGUACAACCAUACGAGAGAGCAGAAUCUCUAAUGGAAGAGCUUGUCAAUGGAAAUGCAACCUUCACCUUGCCAAGUCGUGGACGUUGGGGCCAGUACCUACAUUCUGUGUAUCUUGGUUCCCGACUUGUGGUAGAAGCCGAAGUCUUGGACAAGGUCACUGGCGAACGAGUCACAGCUGAGGAUGACUCGGCUGUGUACGCACACUCACUUUACCACGUCAGCUUUCGCCGCACUGACCCGCACUUCAGGCCAGGUGCUCCAAAAGUCGUCAAGGUGGAUGUCACGUACGCCAAUGGCCAGCCAGCCGCUUUGGUUCCCUGCACUGUGAAAGCCGAGGCCGGUAAUGGUUUUAACGUUCCCGUAGAUCCUGAUGUAGCGAUGACGGACGCCAGGGGGCGUCUUGCAUUCGCUGUGAGCACAGAGGGUCAACACACUCUGAUUAUGGCAAAGGUUGAAAUCUUGCUGCCAAGUGAACCUGGUCGACAGGCGGUAGGACAAAUUUUUCUUAGUGUCUUCAGAUCUCGGAGCAACGCUGUAUUAUACCUGGAGUCAGCGGACAGCGGUAAAGUUGUCAAGGUUGGAGGCAUCGUUUCAAUUCGUGUCGGGAUUUAUCCACCGACCUUUUCACCUGGAUAUUACAUUGUCACACACAAUGGCCAGGUGAAACGGUUCGGUGAACUAUAUCGAGACGUGUCGUCAUAUCAUUUUGCACGGUUCUCAGUGACGAACGACAUGUCGCCAUCUGUGCGCGUCCUUGUGUACGCCUUCCAUGAAGGGCACCUGCUGGCUGACUCACUCGUCAUCGAGGUAGAGGAAGCCUGCUUGGAAAAGGCUGCCAUAACAAUUGAGACAGACUUCAAAAGUGAACGACCUGGAGCAAAUGGUUCUGUGAAGAUUCUUGGAAGUCCUGGAACACGUGUGGGCAUCUUGGGGAUCAACAAACAAGUAUCCGAACUGGCCAGCGAAGGUCUUCUCACCUCAAAUAAGAUGUUUGCAAAGCUGAAGUCCCAUGACAUGGGUUGUGGUCCUGGGGGUGGCAGCACAAUUAGAGAUGUCUUGUCCAACUUCGGAGUCAUUGUCAUCAGCCAGCAGUCGCCAGACGUCAUCCACGAAGACCCCAGAUGCCGACCACUGUCUCGUCAUCCGAGUUCCAGCGAGUCCGAUACCGCAUCCACGGCCUUCCUGGAUGAGUGCUGUUCGCUGGCAAGAAGGCCAGACCGGUUUCAACGGAGCUGCAGGGCGCGAGCUGUCAUAGUGCGGCUCUACAUCAGCGGACAGAAGGGCAAGCUGUGUGCCGACGCCUUCUGGAGUUGCUGCCUCUUACCCUUCGGUGACAUUGAACCUGACUUCUCCAGGCCUCUUAGCCCCCUACCCAACAGAGGUAGGCCUUUUUUCUCGCUGGUUCCCGACGUAGAUUACCUUGAGAUUGACGGUCGAAUAGGCCAAAAGCCGAAAUUAACGCCUGCACUGGGUCUACAGCCGAAUUUUGACGAGGAAGACGAGUACGACGAGGCGCACGAUCUCCCUCCAGACUCUGUGAUCCGUAAGGAUUUCCGGGAAACAUGGAUUUUCGAUGAACGAGUCAUCGGGCUGGAUGGCGUGGCAGAUAUUGCAACGAGCCUACCACACAGUAUCACCACGUGGUCGGUGCAGGCAGUGAGCGUGGCACCAUCAGGUGGAGUGUGUAUUCCCCAACCUCGGGAAGUACGCGCUUUCCAGCUGUUCUUCCUACAGGUAGUGCUGCCUUACAGUGUGGUGCGGAAGGAGCAGAUCGAAGUGCUCGCCACAGUCUACAACUACGUAAACGAAACAAUCAGGUGCAACGUUUACGUCUACGGCCUGGAAGGAGUCUGCACGGGCACUCAAGAAGGUGAACGCUCCGAAAGGCGAGCUGUUUCAGUGAGCGCAAGCUCUGCGUCGAGCCUCACCUUUCCCGUGGUACCGCUCAGAGAAGGUCUCUUCACUAUCAAGGUACACGCGCACUGCAACCAGAGCAGUGGCCACAGCCCCGGCACGCACGACGUCGUGGAGAAGAAACUUCACGUGGUGCCAGAAGGAGUGCCGGUGGAGAAGAUCGUCGCCGUUCCUAUUGAUCCGGACAGUGCUCGCAGAAGGGCGACACAGAGAUCUACGACGGAUGUGUACGACGAUUCAGUAGAUCCGGUCACCAAUCACCAAACCAUCUCAAUUAAUCUUAUCCCACCAUCUGACGCUGUGCCAGGCACAAGAAGCAGUUCGCUAUCUUUGACAGGAAACCAACUGGGACCAUCGGCCGUAGAGACACUAGAUGUGAUCGAGGUCCUCAUGAGGAGGCCGACCGGAAGCAGCGAAGAGAUUGAUACGCUCAUGGCGCAAACACUGCACGCUCUCGAAUACCUCAGGCGCAAAAAUAUGAGUGAUCCUGUCCUGGAGGAGAGAGGUCGUCGAUACCUGAGAGAUGUCUGGUGCGUGUACUUUGUUCACCUUCAGGAGGUGCUUAAUCACCUGUACGUUGAUACAAGCUUUCUGAUGGCCAGUCGUCAACAAACGAGGAAUGGCCACGCAUUCGCGCUCGCGGCCUAUGCCGUGGCCUGGAAUCUUGGUGAAGAACACCUUGCACGGAGGUUACUCAGUGCAAUGCUUGUCGACGAUCCUCUUCUGCCAAAUGCUCGAAGUAUGGGCACAGACAAGUCUUCCAAAACUGUUGAGGGCACGAGUUAUGCUCUCCUUGCUCUACUGGCCGUACGCAGCAACGACACUGACACUAUCCAAAGCCUCGUGAACUGGCUCAACGCCAAUCGUCCAUCGGCCAGCACUUCCUCUCUGAGACAUGACAGUGCGGUGUCCCUCCAGGCGUUAAUGGAGUUCGACUUGACGUCUUCCAAGCGGUACGUAGACCUCAUGUGCAACGUCACGAUGAGGGGACAGCAGGAAUUCUACAAAAGCAUUCAAAUAACGCCCGAAAAUGCAGCGGAGCACCAACAGCUGGAUAUUCAUGACAUGUCGGGGACGCUCCUGGUGACAGCAAACGGAACUGGAAGUGGGCUCCUUUCUAUUAGAAUGAAAUACAAUGUUCUUAUGCCACCAGAACUGUUAUGCAAGUUUAACAUAACCGUGCACGCUGACGUCCACAAGCCCAAACCGAAGAGCAAUGAACCGGUCGAUUUUCCGCAAGAGCUCUUGGAUGAUCUUCUUGGAUUUGAGCGAGAACGACGUUCUGUCAAUUUUCCUUCUUCUAUAAAUGAGCACCAUCGCACCACUAGAUCAUCAAACCAGCCACAGCAGAGCAAGCUAGUCUACGACAUCGAAGUGUGCUCGCAGUAUAUUGGCGAGUCGGACUCCAAUGCAGCCGUCAUAGAAGUUGGACUGCUCAGUGGCUUCGAUCCGGUGGUCGAAGACUUAGAUACGGCAAUAAAUAGCAACUUGCAUCUGUACAAAUAUCUUGUCACCGAGAAAAAAGUAAUCCUGUAUUUUAAUCAGAUUCCGAGGGAAGCAGCAAGUUGCGUGCAAUUCAGGACAGAACGCAAGCACGUCGUUCACAACAUACAGUCGGCUGCGGUGAAAGUCUACGACUACAGCGACCCCUCCCGCUCGUGCACCCAAUUUUACGGACUUGAAGCGACUAGUCCCCUACUAAAGGUGGCCUGCACAGGAAAUAAGUGUCAAUGCAUAGAAGCUGAAUGUCCGCGAAGACAUCCUUUCCUCAAUGUCACAAGUGUGAUACCAGAACAAAUAAAGAGACAAAUUCUGCUAGAGAUAGCCUGCAAGGAGCAUGAUUUUGUGUGGAUUGGAAGUGUAUCUGGGAACAGCGUCCUUAAUGGCUUCCGUCACGUACAACUACGUGUGAACACGGUGCUCAAAGAAGGUUCAGAAAAAAAGCGUGCCGUUUUGACCGGUACGAAGCUGUUCUUGGCUCCGCAUCACUGCAGCACUGCAGAUUUGAGUGUGGGUGAAGAGUACUUUGUUUUCGGCCGCGAUGGUGAGCCCUUUGCGAAUAACGGCUCAGUCGGUGUGAGAUACAGCUUGGACAAGAGUGUGCGCCUCUUCAAGGUGGAGAAGGAGGAGGCACAUUCCCGGCCGAGCUGGAGAUCUAGCGGAAAACUAAGCUCCGUUUUUCAUUGGCUUUCAGCGAGACUGCAGAGCCACCAAGGCUGCCCGGAGCACUUAAGAGUUGUGCGGUCGGCAACGUUUAGUAAUAAGGAUAUGGCUGCGUUCAAACGCCACUAGCGGCCAGUGUAAUCCCUGCCCGUGGGUCUGUUUCUCCACACUUCCCUACAACAUCGGUUACUCUCAGCUACAACUCUCACACAGACUGUGAUGAACUGUAGACCCCACAUCCAUGUGCGUGUGGAAAAAGCAGGAGGGAAAUUUCAUUCAUGAUUGAUCUGGUAUACGAGAACAUAGUUUGAUACCAUCGUACUGCUUUUAACUUGAAGAAACAAACAAGUGACCGUAUGAGUAAAAUAUACUGCAUCA
Rhipicephalus microplus (southern cattle tick) is the source of this 5374-nucleotide messenger RNA. Its product is annotated as complement C3. Lineage: Eukaryota; Metazoa; Arthropoda; Arachnida; Ixodida; Ixodidae. Gene Ontology annotation, molecular function: endopeptidase inhibitor activity; protein binding. The record is from RefSeq and is a predicted model, not a curated record. Gene Ontology annotation, cellular component: extracellular region.